AUGAAUCAGUUGUUUAUACGAUCAAAGCUGUCUAUAGCCAAAAGUGAAGUGUGGAGUAUGGGGUUCUUCCACACGGAAAUGUGUCAAAGAAUUCCGUUCUGUAUUGUGUCAAAACGUCACUUUUCCGCAUCAUCAAACGUUCGCUAUGGGCUCCCAGGCUUUGAACAAUACAAAGGUGCCCACCCAAUCACAAGAAUUGCUCCUCCAAGACCGAAAAGGGUCGUGGUGGCUAUAACAGGUGCCACAGGCAUCGCAAUAGGAGUGCGGGUGCUCCAGAUGUUGCGAGACCUUGAAAUAGAAACUCAUUUGGUGCUCUCCAAAUGGGGUUCAGCCACCAUGAAAUACGAAACAGACUAUAAGCCCGAGGACGUCGCGCAAUUAGCCACAAAGACCUAUGUGAGCCGAGACGUCAGUGCUCCCAUCUCUCUGGGAUCUUUUCAAACAGACGGAAUGAUCGUGGUUCCGUGCUCGAUGAAGACUUUGGCAGCUAUUCGAACAGGUUACACCGAAGAUCUUAUUGUUCGUGCAGCAGAUGUGACGUUGAAGGAGAGACGAAAGCUCUUGUUGGUGACCAGAGAAACGCCUUUGUCGGACAUCCACUUGGAGAAUAUGCUUCAUCUCAGUCGGAUGGGAACGGUGAUUUUUCCGCCAGUCCCAGCUUUUUAUACUAGGCCCAGAUCGAUAGACGACGUGGUGGAGCAGAGCGCGGGAAGGAUUCUUGACUGUUUCGGAAUUCAUGUGGACACUUUCCCCAGAUGGAACGGUAUAUCCAACAAAGCACUGUCAAAAUGGGAAUAG
This is a messenger RNA of Sungouiella intermedia, 798 nucleotides long. The record is from the annotation of a GenBank genome assembly. Lineage: Eukaryota; Fungi; Ascomycota; Pichiomycetes; Serinales; Metschnikowiaceae.